AUGUUCUCCAUCCGCAGUCUGCCGACAAUGCGGCACAGGGACCAGAAUGAGGAGGAUGGGGCGGAAGACAUGACACAGCUGCAAGAGCUACAUGAGGCUUCUGUGCUGAUAAAUUUGAAGACAAGAUUUGAACGGAAUUUGAUUUAUACCUACAUUGGCAGCAUCCUGGUGUCCGUUAAUCCAUAUAAGAUGUUUAAUAUCUACGGAACUGACAUGGUGCUGCAGUAUCAUGGACACACACUGGGAGAGAACCCUCCUCACCUGUUUGCUAUUGCAAAUUUGUCUUACACUAGAAUGAAGGAUGCCAAACAGAACCAGUGCAUUAUCAUAAGUGGGGAGAGUGGCUCAGGCAAGACCGAAGCCACCAAGCUUGUCCUGCGGUAUAUUGCUGCAAUUCACUACAAGAGUGACAUUACGCAUCAGAUUCAGAUUCUUGAAGCUGCUCCUCUGUUAGAAUCGUUUGGAAAUGCCAAAACUGUCAGGAAUGAUAACUCGAGUCGAUUUGGGAAAUAUGUGGAGAUAUUUUUGGAGGAGGGUGUGAUCAGUGGUGCCAUAACCUCACAGUAUCUACUUGAGAAGUCCAGGAUUGUGUUUCAGGCCAAAGAUGAAAGAAACUAUCACAUUUUUUACGAGAUGGUGGCCGGCCUCCCGUCCAAGCAGAGAGAGUCAUUCUACCUUCAGGAUCCUGAGACUUACUAUUACCUUAAUCAGGGGGGUAACUACAGCAUCCCGGGGAAGAGCGAUGCGGACGACUUCCUGAGGCUCCUGAGCGCCAUGGACAUCCUGCACUUCAGUGCCCAGGACCAGGACGGAAUCUUCCGAGUCCUGUCCUCCAUUUUGCACCUGGGAAACGUGUUCUUCGAGAGACACGAGGCGGACGCCCAGGAAAGAGCGUCUGUGGUGAGUGCCCAGGAGAUCCGCGUGGUGGCUGAGCUGCUCCAGAUCUCCCCGGAGGCCCUGCAGAAGUCCAUCACGUUUAAAGUCACGGAAGCAAUGAGAGAAAAGAUAUUCACCCCACUUACUGUGGAAAGUGCAGUUGAUGCCAGAGAUGCAGUUGCCAAGAUCUUGUACUCCGUUCUGUUCAACUGGCUGAUCGACAGGAUCAACAGGCUGGUUUACCCAAAGAACGAGGCCCUGUCAAUCUCCAUUCUGGAUAUAUAUGGAUUUGAGGACCUCGCAGUGAACAGCUUUGAACAGCUUUGCAUCAAUUAUGCCAAUGAGUAUCUUCAAUGCUUUUUCAAUAAGAUCGUUUUCAAGGAAGAACAGGAUGAGUACAUCAGAGAGCAGAUUGCAUGGCAGGAGAUGCACUUCAGUAACAACCAAGCCUGCCUUGACCUCAUUGCUGCAAAGCCUCAUGGGAUACUUAAAAUCCUGGAUGACCAGAGCUUGUUCCCUCAGGCAACUGACCACACCUUCCUUCAGAAGUGUCAUUAUCACCAUGGCAACAACCCCCUUUACUCAAAGCCAAAGAUGCCCCUCCCUGAGUUCACCAUUACACACUAUGCAGGAAGAGUCACCUAUCAGGUCUACAAGUUUCUGGACAAAAAUUAUGAUCAGGUUCGCCAAGAAGUUAUUGAUCUCUUCAUUCACAGCAAAAACAAGAUGGUGGCCAAUCUCUUUGCGAACCACGCAGAGUUUCUCAGCCAGCAGAAGGCCCACAGGAAGAACAGCACGGUGACCCGACGCCAUCAGCCCUCCACUGCGGCCGCCAAGUUUCAGCAGUCCCUCCUGGACCUGGUGGAGAACAUGGAGAGGUGCAACCCAUUUUUCGUACGUUGCAUAAAGCCAAACAAUCAAAAGGAGCCUGGCGUGUUUGAUAUGGAGCUCGCCAGCGCUCAGCUGCAUUACUCUGGGAUCUUAGAAACCGUCCGUAUCCGGAAGGAAGGAUACCCUGUCCGCAUUCCUUUUGGAAUAUUCCUUAACAGGUACAAGGCCCUUCUUGGCCUGAAGCAGCCCCCUCCACCAAAUGGAGAGAACUGUGUCAUCAUGCUGAGCAAGGUCUGCCCCCUUAAAAAAGGGGCUUUCCAAGUGGGCGUCACAAAGAUCUUCAUUAAGGAGGAGGUGCACCAGCUGCUGGAGAGUAAGCGGGACAGAGUGCAGCACGUCGCCGCUCUCACGCUGCAGCGCAACACUCGCAUGAUGUUCGUGCGCAAACGCUACGUCUCCUUCCGCAUGAAGAUUGUCCGGCUGCAGGCUCACUGCCGCGGCUAUCUCGCCAGGAAACGUUACGAGAAGAUGAGGGCAAGCCUGGUGAAAUUCCGCUCUCUCGUCCAAAUGUACAUCAACCGCAAGAGAUUCAUCAGGAUGAAAUUGGAGGGAAAAAGGCAAGAAGAAGCAGAAAGGAUGAGAAUUGAAAUGGAGUUAAGGAGGCGAGAAGUGGUCAAUGUGACGCACCUGGUGAUUCCUGCAGAGCUGGGUGCAUUGCUCCAGGCCACCGCAGGGGGCAGAGAGCUGCACUCGGACUGCCUGGCCUUGGUCGAAGCCCCCAGCAUACAGCUGGACCCCCAGCUCACGCUGCCACUCGACAUCAACAACUUCCCCAUGUCCAAACACAUCCAGGUCCAUUUCAGGGAGCCUAAAUUUGGGAUGCUGACUGCCCCCCUGGACAUGCCCCUGACCCGGAUGGAGGAGGACUUGAGACAGGAAGCUCUCGGUGUGUUCAUCAUGGUGCUGAGGUUCAUGGGGGACCCCCACCUGAACGGUGCCCAGGAGAACCUCUUUGGGAAUUACAUCAUUCAGAAAGGCCUGUCUGCCCCAGGACUCAGGGACGAGAUCCUGUCCCAGAUAGCCAAUCAGGUGUGGAGGAACAGCAACCCUGAAAACGCAGAGAGGGGCUGGCUCCUCCUGCUGGGAUGCAUGAGUGCCUUCAGCCCAUCCGUCAAGAUGGAAAAGUACCUCCUGAAGUUUGUGUCAGAUUAUGGCUGUGAUGGCUACCAGGCUGUGUGCCAGCACAGACUCAUCCAAGCCAUGCAGAAGUCCAAGCACGGCCCCGAGGCUGCCAGGACCUAUCCACUGUCUCUGCUGGAGUGGACGGCCAAUCGGAAAAAAGCAAGCAUGGUUCUCCAGGUGCACUGCUUCGACGGAACCUCCUUCCUGUGCCCUGCUCACUCCUGGACCAGUGGAGAAGACCUGGCCGGAGAUGUCCUCCAGCACAGGGGCGUGACAGAGGGCUGGAGGGGCUCUUCCGUUCUCAUGAAGGAGCAGGGCCAGUGGGCGGAGCUGGCGGGGCACGAUUAUGUCAUGGACCUGGUGUCGGACCUGGAGCUGGUGCCUGGCUUCCCCAGGCAGAAGUCCUACUUCAUCAUCUCCACCGAGGGCCCCUCCCGUAGCCGACCCAACGCCGGCCUAGCUUUGCUUGGGAGUGGGUUUGAGUCAGACGAGGAUGGCCCUCUCUCCCAUGGCGGGAGACCCCAGGCCCUGCCCGGUUCCAGCCUGCCUGAUUCUGAUGGGUACUUCAGCCAUGUAGAGUCUGAUAGCUUGAGUGAAGCGCCGACCCAGAAAGGCAUGGACCGCUAUCUGGACAGCCUCUUCGACCCGGUGCUGUCUGACGGCAGUGGGGAUCGGGAGAAAGCCGCCAGCGUGUCCAGCAGGAUGAAGGGAGCCGGAGGCAUCGGAGCGGAGGAUAGGGAGCCAGGGUGGGCUGGGCCCGGCGGGUCCCACCCCCAGGCCCCGAUGCCGGGAGGGUCGGAACAGAGCGUGAUGCAACAGCAGCAGCAAGCUCUCAUCAACCAGCAAGCCAUUAUUCUGGCUCAGCAGAUGACCAUGCAGGCUUUGGCCCUGCAGCAUCAGAUGUACGCCCCAGUUGGUCUGCCCCCAGGGCCCCCUCUGACCAGCCCCUAUGCCACCUACGCCAGCCCCCAGUUCCAGGAUCACCCACCUGCUGCCAUUGCCCCUCUGCCCCGAGCCGCUACCAAACCAAUUAGUAAAUACUCCUACGAACCACCAGCACCCACGCCUCAUGGGAACAGGGACAGGACUGGAUACCAGAGAGGCCCAAACCGCUCAGUCCCUCCUGAGGACGUGGUGAAAUCCUCCACCUCAAACACAGAGUACAUUGAGCCCAGUCAAAACAUCAAGAACAUCAUCAAACAGUACCAGCCGUCUGCUGCAGUCCAGCCUAUAGAGAUCCCCAGGAAGGAACCCAAAGUGUUCAUGAAGAAGCCAGAUCCGCAUGAUGAGGCCAUGACAAUCCUGAAGGGACAGAUGAGUACUCAGCCUCCUCCCCAGAAAAAGAAGCCUCCAACCCCCUCCACGCCCCCUACCCACCCUGCUCACCCUGCUCUGCCCAAGGAACCCAAGGAGGAAGCCAGAGCCCUUAAACCUGCCAAGAGCAUCAAGGUGAAGUCCCAGCCCCCCAUGCCUGCCACCUCCCAGAGGGGGCCAUUCCCCACCCCAGUGUCCAGGGAGCUCCCUGUCGAGGUGGAGUCCAUUCAGACGCAGCUCCACCGGAGGGCUAGCGAGGAGCACUACACCUACUCCAACGUGCCCUGGAAGAUCUACCUCAGGAAGGAGGUUUUCUACCCAAAAGACAGCUUUAACAAUCCUCUAGUUCUGGACCUCAUAUUCAGACAGAUUGUCCACGACACAUUUUCAGAGGCCUGUAUUCGUAUUACCAACGAUGAAAGGCAGAAAAUGAAAAAGCUAUUUGUGGAGAAUCAGAUUGAGCAGAACGCUACCAGUCAGGAGGAGGGCGUGAAGAAGAAGAUAGUUUCUGCCGCCAGGGACUCCUGGGAGAUUUAUUUCUCUCGUCUCUUCCCAGCCUCGGGCAGUGUGGGCACUGGGGUGCAGGUUCUGGCCGUGUCUCACAGAGGGAUUAAGCUGCUGAAGAUGGUGAAAAGCAGCUCCUCUGAUGCGGAUUACUUCAGGGUCCUACGGCCCUACAGCUAUGCAGAUAUCAUGUUUGUUACAAUCCCGUCCAAGAACAUGCUGGAGUUCAAUCUGACCAAUGAGAAGCUGAUCCUGUUUUCUGCCAAAGCGCCGCAGGUGAAGACAAUGAUCGACUUCUUCAUCACAGAGCUGAAGAGGGACUCAGACUAUGUGGUCGCCGUGAGGAAUUAUGUCACGGAUGACAGGACUUUGUUGAGCUUCCACAAGGGUGAUAUCAUACGCUUGCAGACCAUGGAAGGUCUGGAACAAGGACAGCACUAUGGCUGCAUUGUGAGAAAGAAGGUGAUGCUCCUGGAGGAUUUAAGAAAAGACACAUUAGACUUUGGCUGGAAGUUUGGGGCGAUUCACGGUCGUUCAGGGGUCUUCCCCGCCGAGUUCGUCCAGCCUGUUGCCCCGCCCGACUUCGUCAACCUCCCCAUGGACAGGAAGGAGGAGCCCAAGAGCAAGCAGGGUCAGGUGGCUGCUUCCGCCGCGGUCGCCGCGGCGAUGGCUUCCACCGUUGCAGCCCACGAGUUGGACCGCUCCACUGAGGUGGCUCCUGCUGGUGAGUCUUAUGAUGACUUUAGUGUUGAGUUGGAGGAGAGGAUUCUGCAGGACCCCCAGUUCAACAUGGUGGAGUUUGCCAAGAAAUACUUCAGGGAGGCCGUGAGAAAAAACAGUGAUUCAUAUAAACACAAGUCAAAGAAAGGACACCCCUCACGGGAACCUGCGGAUAUGGUGAAGUUUUCUAAGUCACCCAUUCAGGAGUCUUUGAUAGACUUCAGUGAUGAGACCAUGAACAAAGUAGCAGCAGACAUUUUCCUGGCUAUAAUGAAGUUCAUGGGAGACUACCCUCUGAAAGGGCAAACGGAGCAAGAUGUGGUCUGCACUGUCCUUAGGUUCAGUGGGAAGCACGGACUAAUGAAGGAUGAGGCUUACUGCCAGGUCCUCAAGCAGAUCACCGCCAACACCAGCUCCAAAACGGACAGCUGUCAGAGGGGGUGGAGACUGCUGUACAUCCUCACAGCUUAUUACCGCUGCUCUGAGGUGCUCAAGCCCUUCCUGUUCAAGUUCCUGCAGGACGUCUGCCGGACCCCUGGGAUUCACUACCAAGGGAUCGCUAAAGCUUGUGAGCAGAACCUGAGGAAAACCUUCAGGUAUGGAGGGAGGGUGGAGUUCCCCAACAGCAUGGAGCUGAAGGCAAUGGUGGCUGGCCGCAGCUCCAAACGGCAGCUCUUUCUCCUGCCGGGCGGGAUCGAACGACAUCUCAAGAUCAAGACCUGCUCAAUCGCUCUGGAUGUCAUUGAGGAGCUUUCUGAGGAGAUGGGCCUGUACAGGCCAGAAGCUCUGUUUGAGUACACCAUCUUUGUGGUCACAAACAAAGGUCAGAACGUCCGCCCGCUGACCAAACGCGAGUACAUCCUGGACAUCUCCACGGAGGCCGAGCCCAUCGACAGCAACUACAGCUUCUGGCUCCGGAGGGUGAUCUGGGCCCAGCCUCUGAAGUUCGACAACGAGCUGUACGUCACCAUGCACUACAACCAGGUUGUUCCAGACUACCUGAAGGCCCUGCUGACCGUGCUGCCCCAGGGACAGCCCAGCGAGCCGCACUUCCAGCAGCUCUCCAAGCUGGCCGCCCUGCAGCACCGCACCAAAGACAGCGUCUACCUCCCCACCGUUCGGGAGGUGCAGGAGUACGUUCCUCCGCAGCUGUACAGUCAGCAGCGCCCGCAACAGUGGCUCAACAUGGUGACCCAGCACAUGCAGCAGGUCCAGGUCCUCAGCCCACACCAGGCCCGGGCACAGUUUCUGGGUCUGGUCAGUGCCUUCCCUAUGUUUGGCUCUGCCUUCUUCUUCAUCCAGAGCAGCAGCAACAGCACCAUCCUGACCCCCUGCAUACUGGCCGUCAAUCAGAACGGCCUCAACUUCCUCAGCAAAGACACACACGAGGUGAUGGUGAAGUUCCCUCUGAAGGAGGUGCAGUCCACACGCACACAGAGGCCCACGGCGGGCUCCAGCUUCCCUUACGUGGAGAUCAUGCUGGGGGACCUGCUCUCCCAGCGCAUCACCCAGCUCCAGCUGGAACAGGGGCUGGAGUUGUGUCGAGUCAUCGCCAUGCACAUGGAGAACCUGAUGUCAGUGCGAGAGAAGAGGCUGACCCUGCCCCCCAGUGAAAUCACCCUGCUCUAA
Messenger RNA from Conger conger (European conger), 7056 nucleotides. RefSeq names its product myosin XVAa (gene myo15aa). NCBI's taxonomy places the organism in Eukaryota, Metazoa, Chordata, Actinopteri, Anguilliformes, Congridae. The record is from RefSeq and is a predicted model, not a curated record. The transcript is spliced from 64 exons. Gene Ontology annotation, cellular component: myosin complex; cytoskeleton. Bases 1 to 7056 code for a protein of 2351 amino acids. Gene Ontology annotation, molecular function: ATP binding; cytoskeletal motor activity; protein binding.